UGGUCUCCACAGGAACAAGGUCCCGCCUCUCAUCUGACAUUUCCAUAAACCACGGUCCUCCUCCUGCCUUUUCCUGCUCACUCUUACACCUAUGGAGGAUGCUUUCCGUCCCCCGGGGGCCUCCUCUUCCUGCGCGCCCAUUGGCCCGCUGGCGAGGCUCUACCGCGGUGACGUCAGGCUCCACCGCCCCUGCAGCGCUCAAUGGACCGGGCAGCCUGUCUGAUCCACUCCAAAACAGCUCGGCACGGCGCGGCACGGACAUCAUUCCCGGGGAAUAGAGAGAUAACGGGGGGCUUGACGGGACAGUGAGGGUGAUCCGCCUGCAGAGAGGAGAAAGGCCUCCGCAUCAUCAUCCUCACCACCACCACCAUCAUCAUCAUCAUUAUACUUUUUUUUCUCCACGAGGCAGGACGGGGGAGUGCGCCCACCGUGUUGCGGGUGUAUGACCGUGCGUUUGUCUCCCAGUUUGGAUCACGAUGAUGCAAAGUGCGGCGGUGCUACCGACAGAGAGUCCUGUUAAGAGUUUACCGGAGAUUCUCGGAGUGCCACUGCAACAGAUCCCUCAGUGCGCCGGCUGCAGUCAACACAUCCUGGACAAGUUCAUCCUGAAGGUGCUGGACAGACACUGGCACUCCAAGUGCCUCAAGUGCGCAGACUGCCAGACUCCGCUGGCGGACAAGUGUUUCUCCCGAGCAGGAGGAGUCUACUGCAAAGAGGACUUCUUCAAGCGCUUUGGGACAAAAUGUGCAUCGUGCCAACAGGGGAUCCCGCCAACGCAGGUUGUGCGGAAGGCACAGGACUUUGUGUAUCACCUGCACUGCUUUGCCUGUAUUAUGUGCAGCCGACAGCUGGCCACUGGGGACGAGUUUUACCUCAUGGAGGACGGGAGGCUGGUGUGCAAGGUGGAUUAUGAGACGGCGAAACAAAACGAUGAUUCGGAGGCAGGAACCAAGCGACCGAGGACCACGAUCACUGCUAAACAGCUGGAGACCCUGAAAAGUGCCUACAAAAACUCGCCGAAGCCAGCGCGCCACGUCAGAGAGCAGCUUUCCUCGGAGACGGGUCUAGACAUGAGAGUAGUGCAGGUUUGGUUCCAGAACCGACGAGCAAAGGAAAAGCGGCUGAAGAAAGACGCAGGUCGGCAUCGCUGGACUCAGUUUUAUAAAAGUGUCAAGCGCAGCCGAGGAGGAGCUAAAGUGGAGAAGGAAAGCUCAGCUGACGACGCGGGACUCAGUGACAGUGAGCUGAGCUUCAGAGAAGACCAGGUGCUGUCAGAUCUUGGCCACACCAAUGGGCUUUAUGGGAGCGUUGGUGACGUGACCAACAGCACGGUGCUCAACGGCGGCUUCUCUGUCGACGCAGCAGGCCAGCCUUACCACGACAUUCGAGCGGGAAGCCCGUACGGUCUCCCUCAGUCACCCUCCUCCAUCACCUCCCUGUCCGGCCACACUCCUCUCCUUAACAACCUGGGCUUCAACAUGGACAGUCUGGUGGUGCAAGGCGGUGCGGGCGGAGUGGGACAGGCUCUGAGGGCCAUGGCAGGAGGUCCCACCUCAGACCUCUCUACAGGCAGCAGUACAGGAUACCCUGACUUCCCCACCAGCCCUGCCUCGUGGCUGGACGAGAUGGACCAUUCCCAGUUUUGAGUUUCGUCCACAGAAGAAGAUUGUUGUCCGGUCGUACGACAAAACAGACUCACAAGGCUUUUUUUUACAUUUCUUUCUAUCACCCUCCAAGACUUGGUUUGUUGUGCGAUGCUGGGUGAAGUACAGAAGGAAGAGAUGACUCUCAGCAAGUCCAUCGUGAAGGAACCGCCUGGGUCAAAGCGUGUAGUCCGGAGAGAAGCAGUGAAGAACUCUCAAUGUUCAGUCUCAACAUUGUAUCAUACAACUUUUUGUUAUCACCUCACUUUAUUUUGUUCUUUCACUCUCUGAAAAUGAGAAUGGAUUUCCAAUAUGUCAGUGGAUUACACUUCACAGGGGAGGUAAUAUUGUCUCGUCCCCAAAAAAUAAGUCGCCAACAGCUGCAACAUUAGGGCUAAAUCUGUAGAUCUAUGUCCCUAUGAGACCCAGGGGGCACCUGCAUGCUUCUGAUUCAUGAGUAGAAAUGAGUAGGACUGCUGUCCGGCUACAUCAAAGCCUUUACAUUGGCAAUGCACUUUAUUCUCCUCUUCUUUUUCUACACUUAGGGACAGGAAUGCAGAGGAAAAAGAGAAAAAAAAGGGGAGAGACAUAUGCACAAGGCAAAAACACAGUGUUUCAUUGGGAGAGAAAUUUACAAGAACAGUGGCACAAGUGUGAAUUUUGAACCAUGCUGAUGUUUUUUUUAAUGUAUUGUUGAAGCUUAUUAGGAAGUAGAUGGUCUGUUCAGUCUGUCCGUCCGUCCGUCUGCCCGUAAAAAGGUGAUGCCUCCUCUGUUUGACUUACAGGGCAUCACUGUUUGCAACACAGCAGGUCUCUCUUCUAUAUUUAUAGGCGCUUGACUUGUUCUCGUCUGUGUCAAAGCUUGUCUGAGAGCGGAUGUCUGUCAGUAUUAAAUUAUCCGUUCUCAGAUUCACCAGGAAUCGAAGCUCACGAGUUUGGACGGUCGAGUUCUAGUAAUUCUAGUAAAUUCUAGUAAUAUAUUAAGUCUAAAUUAUGGAUUUAUUAUUUUGAAUGCACACAUGUACGACAAAGAGAUUAAGACAUGCAGAAGCAUUUGCAAAUAUGAAUUGAUGGUUACUUCUACUGGGCAUUCAGAACAUCCAACAAGUAUUAGCAGGAACUUUGAGAAAAGAAAUCUCAGUGUUGGCUCUUGUGUUCUGUCAAUCUGACCCAGGCUUCUCUUGCUAAUCUACUCCAUCCAGCAGAUCUCCAGCUUUGGCUGCUAUCAACCUACUUAUUGAGGCCAGAUGUGUUGUCAGCCUGUUCUGUUCUCCCACUGUCUGGUCUCAAUGUCAGAGGGAUUACCACACAGCACCCCUUCCCUUCCCCCCCAUACAGUGCUGACACUAUACUGUCUCAUCAGUGUUAGUGUGUCUGCUGAGCUCAUGUUCCCGACACUUAAAAUCAGCACUUCAAUCAGCUGCAUCUUAAAAUCUCCCACUAUCACAGGAAAUAAGUGACAAAACGCUGAUCCUCUGUUUUUCUGAAUCUCCCGAAAAAACGCUCCAUCAUUCUGAAAACUGAGUGUCCUGGUGACCAUGUUAAAACCAGUCAUUAUCUUUGAUCUGUGGGGAAAUUCUUGUUUGUGUUUCUUCAGUGAAGACAAAAACAAAUCUAUUUGCUCACCUUCUCCUGAACAUUUGCCAAGUCUAUUUUUUUUUUCUACCGGAGCAUCCGAUGUAGGAGCCAGAAAGUAAAUCAGCAAACAGAAAGCAACAGAGUUAAGACAACAUGGAAAACUGUGGAUUACUGAACUCAAUUUACAGUGUAAAUAUUUACCGAAUGUACGGUACCAAUGAAAGGCUUAUAUUUACAGUGUAACUGCACUGGGGUUCAUGUGUAAGUACAGGGAAAGCAAACAGAAUAAGGAAUAAAAGAGGAACAACUUUGUGUUUAAUCACUUAUAUUAAACUCUUUGAUUUACGAGAUAGCUGUUUAAAUAAGUGUGAAUUAGCAGAAACAUAUUAGAAAACAGAUGGUUAUGGUUUCAUUAUUGUAAAAAAAAUAUGUACUUUAAAUUAAAAUGCAGUCAAAAGUGACAGUAAAAGUGUUAAGACUAUAAACAAUAUUGCACAUCAUUGAUGUUGCUGGUAAUUGCAACACUUAUUUUUAUUGAAUUUUUUAGCUGUUGUAAAGUAUACACGCAUUUUGACAUCAUGCACACAGUGGCCAUUUAAUCUGAGCAAAUAAAAAUAACAUAUCUAGUAUAAUUCACUUCUACAUUCCCCUAAAUGCAAGUUUGUUUCCCACUGUAAGUGUUUCAUUGGUACCUUGUAUGAACAAAAUGUUUACAUUGUCAAUUGGAGGCUGCAGUGAUUGACAGCACUGAGUGAAAAUCCUGUACAAACACAUUGCCAUUGCUGUUUUGUUAAAGUCUGUGUUGCCGCAGAGGUUUGCAUCUUAAUUGUUGUAAAUUUUGUACAGUUUGAAAAACGUGUUGAUUGUCUUGUUUCAUGAGCGCUAUUUAUUAUUAUGGUUAUUAUGAUUAUUAUUAUUAUUAUUCUUGCCAUGUGUCUUUGAAAAAGAUGUAAAAGAGAGCACUGAAUUUAUUCAUUUACAGUAUGCCUUCUGUGUAAUGGUAUGAACUGUGUACAGUCAAAUCUAUAUGAGGAAAAUAAAGCUGAAUUGUCUUUGGGUUA
Molecule: messenger RNA, 4282 nt
Organism: Solea solea (common sole)
Lineage: Eukaryota; Metazoa; Chordata; Actinopteri; Pleuronectiformes; Soleidae
Gene: lhx4
Product: LIM homeobox 4
Exons: 6
Coding region: 477-1646 (389 amino acids)
Biological process (GO): regulation of transcription by RNA polymerase II; neuron differentiation
Cellular component (GO): nucleus
Molecular function (GO): DNA-binding transcription factor activity, RNA polymerase II-specific; RNA polymerase II transcription regulatory region sequence-specific DNA binding
Source: RefSeq, a predicted model, not a curated record